This is a messenger RNA of Capsella rubella, 1144 nucleotides long. RefSeq names its product protein yippee-like At4g27745. Bases 595 to 915 code for a protein of 106 amino acids. The record is from RefSeq and is a predicted model, not a curated record. NCBI's taxonomy places the organism in Eukaryota, Viridiplantae, Streptophyta, Magnoliopsida, Brassicales, Brassicaceae. The transcript has 4 exons.
UACGAAGAGACAAAUUAAUUAGCUGCACAUUUCCAUUUUUGUGUCAUCACUGUUGCUAUAUUUGUUUCUCUUCUCAAAUCCCCCGAAGUCAUAAAGCAAAACACCGAGAAAGGAGAGAAGUCACAAGACAGUCGCUGCACGGCAUAUUAAUAUGAUCAGAAGAGUCUAAUAAAAAGAUCAAAACUUUCAUCCAACUCCCAACCUAAUCCUCCACUCAAUUUUCUUGCUUCCUUGUUCGAUCCAUCCGUUAAACCAACCCUUGUAAGAUUAAUUUCCCUCUAUCUAGUUUCACAUCAAGCUCAAAAUCGAAUCUUUUUCUCCAUUUCCGUUGUUUAAAAGCUGAGUCGUUUAGCUUCUGCGUAAUUUCCUCUCCGGGAAUAUCUCAUUUCGUUUCCCCUUACCCUACCAAUAUAUAUAUUUAUUGUGUAUAUAAUCUGUGGUCUCUUGUCCCACACUUAUUUGUUUAUUGAAAAAUUGAGACAUUCAAGUUUGGGGGCUUUGGUGAAUUUUACAGAUUUUAUAGAAAAAGGUGAGAACUUGCUGCUUGGUUUGUUUUGGAGCAAAAUUGAUCACGCCCUGUAAGUGUUUGAUCAAAUGGCUCACUCGAUUGGUCCAAGACUGUAUAGUUGCUGCAACUGCAGAAACCAUGUAGGACUUCACGAUGAUAUCAUCUCUAAGGCUUUUCAGGGAAGAACUGGGCGAGCUUUCCUGUUCUCCCACGCAAUGAACAUAGUAGUAGGGACGAAAGAGGACCGGCAUCUUCUAACGGGUCUCCACACCGUGGCUGAUAUAUCUUGUGCUGACUGUAACGAACCAUUGGGUUGGAAGUACGAGCGAGCAUAUGAGACCUCACAAAAGUACAAGGAGGGCAAGUUCAUAUUCGAAAAGGCUAAGAUUGUCAAGGAAGAUUGGUAGCUGAGGAACACGUUUGAAUUCAUUAUUGGAUUGGCUCAAAAACUGUACAUAGAUAAAAUUUGGCCUUGUCAGUUCCCAUCUUGAGGGAUUUCACAAGUCAUCAUCAGCCAUUUUUCGAGUUCUUCUUCAUUGUCGUGAUAAUUAUGUCAGUCUCUUGUGUUCAAACUUUGGAUUUGUGCGUACAAGGUUUCUCUGUCAAUAAAGAUGUUAAUAGUUUCUCUUGCGUUUA